AUGGAGCCUCGAGUAGUCGAGCGGGGCGGAACGACCCUCCACAUAUGGGAAGAGCCCGCACCGCCAUCCGGCGUGCGGUGGGCGCUGGACUACAAAGGGCCGGAGUAUGCGCGGGUGCAGCCGGACGUGAUUGUGUAUACGUUCAGUGUGGCGGAGAGCUUCUAUGACGUCACGUUCGAGCUGCCCAACCGCUGCCGUGGCAGAACCGCCUACGGGGCCGACUUCACCAUCCCGCUGAUCGUGGUCGGCACCAUGGCCGACCUGCGCCACGCCUACGAGCACGAGCGGAAGCUCAUCACAGACCGCGAGGCACGAAGUCUGGCAGAGAAAGUGUCGGCGCUUUACUACGUGGAGGUGAGCGCCAGGGAGCGAACGAACAUCGACCUGCUAUGGGACGUGUUGGCCAAGUCCAAGUCCAUGCGCCACUGGAUCGAAGCACGCGAGUUCAGAAAUCGACGGCUCGGAUUGUCGCCGCCAGAAGGCACGGCCGACGAUGUACCGCUGUUGCCCUCCGAGGACAGAUCCCGUUGUGUUCUGAGCUGA
Messenger RNA from Acanthamoeba castellanii str. Neff, 543 nucleotides. RefSeq lists its product as uncharacterized. The record is from RefSeq and is a predicted model, not a curated record. NCBI's taxonomy places the organism in Eukaryota, Discosea, Longamoebia, Acanthamoebidae. Gene Ontology annotation, molecular function: GTP binding; GTPase activity. Bases 1 to 543 code for a protein of 180 amino acids. The transcript is spliced from 5 exons.